CACCAACCCUAUCCCUUCCUGGCCGCCGCCGACACUUGCUCUGCUCCCCUCCCCUCGCGGCCGACGCCCGAGUCCCCACCUCCUCCCCUCCCAGCGCAGCGGCGAGGCCAGCUCCCGUCCCUGCCUGUCAGCGCGGCUAGCGCCCAGCUUGCCAUCCCCGCGCGGAGGCAUGGCAGCACCCGGACUCCUUCCACCCACGCGCGGAGGCGGUGGCGCCCUAGCCUCCUUCCGCCCACACGCAGCGGCGGCGUCCGGCCUCCAUUCGCCCACGCGCGACGGUGAGGCCGGCAGCCAUCCCUUCCCGCCGUCGACGCGAAUGGCGGUUGGCCUCCCCUCCCAGCGCGGCCGGCGCCUAGCUUGCUUCCGCUCUUGCGAUGGUGCCGCGCAGCCACGUCCGGCCUCCCCUCCUCGUGCGUGGCACGAUGGCGGCGGCGGCGGCCUCCUCUCCCCAAGGCUACGUGGGUUAAUCAGGCCUGCGUGGGCUAAUCGGCCUGACAGGCUGGCCCAGCACGGCUAGAAUGCACACGUGCCGUGCCUAGGCCGGCACUCAGCCCAUAGGCAGGCACGGCAUGACUCGUUUAGCAAUCGUGGCUAAACGGAGCCCGUGCCAGGCCGUCCGUUUGGCCAUCUAUACCUAUACCUAUGCGCUACAUGCCAAGCCAAGCUUCAUGCAGUCCAAGACGACACUGGCAAUCCCUAGCGCCGUGCGAGGCGUGGGCUCGCACCUUGGGGCGCCGCCCGUCGCGCGAGAACCGCUGCUGCCUCGGCAGGAGGGCCUUGCACAGCCGCCGCUGCCGCGCGAGGGCGGUGGUGCCCACCUGCAGCCGGUUGGCGCGGCCGCCCAUGACGCCCGGAGCUUCCCGUGGCUCCCGGUGGCGGGCUUCGGUUACUUGACGAUCAGCUCGGGCAUUGCCCUGCGCCGUUCUUGGGGCGACCCCGGCGCCGCGGCCUUCGUUGUCUCCGCCUACGGCGACCUCUUGCUGCUCUUCUACUGCCUCCGGCGGUGCGAGCGCGCCGAGCCUGGCUCGGCCCUCAGGGAAUGGCUGAAACUGGCGGUGUGGCUGCUCACAUCCGCGCUGACGCUCCUCUUCUCCUACAAGGUGGUCGCUGUCAUGCCGGCAGCCGUUGCUGCCAUCGUCUGGGUCAUGGGUCUCGCCAUCAUCUGCGGAGGCUUCGUCGCUUUUUUCUGCUUCGAGGAGAAGGUCAUCGAGGAGAACGUACGUGUGGCGUAACGAAAUUCAAACCGGUUCAGCACAACAAGCUGACCCAACCCGGAUUAUUGAAGGGAUAAAUUGAUAAUAAACUAGAUUAAGUGAAGAAUAAACUAGUUAUAAUUCAUGAUCAGUAGGUUACUCUCCGUCUAGACACAUCGAUGUUACAUAGGAGUAGUAUCGAAAAUUAUAAGAGUAGAAAAUGUCGUCCGUCUAGCGUUUGCUUCCGUGUUUUCAUCAAUGGGUUCCUGCAACAAAAUAAGAACAGAAAAAGUUAAACACUAGUGAAAAAUUCAAAAUCAAAACAAAAAACAAAUUAAGUUAUUAAAAUCAGCAUUGAUUAA
Molecule: messenger RNA, 1555 nt
Organism: Panicum hallii
Lineage: Eukaryota; Viridiplantae; Streptophyta; Magnoliopsida; Poales; Poaceae
Exons: 1
Coding region: 570-1232 (220 amino acids)
Source: RefSeq, a predicted model, not a curated record